Rotaria sordida is the source of this 7917-nucleotide messenger RNA. The record is from the annotation of a GenBank genome assembly. Lineage: Eukaryota; Metazoa; Rotifera; Eurotatoria; Philodinida; Philodinidae.
AUGGUUUUCUUAGGUGCAUGUAAUCCAAAACGAUGUAAAAAUAGCAAGACUUCAUUCGAUGACGAUAUCGGUAUUAAGAAAGAUCGUUACGAAAUGCAACGAUUAACUGAUAGCUUCGGUACAUGUUUACUCUAUAAUGUUAUUUCAAUUCCUGAAACGAUGCUUGAAUUUGUUUGGGAUUAUGGUUAUUUGAAUAAUGCGAUCGAAGCCGAAUAUAUCAGAACAAUGCUCUAUACAUGUCAAGGACUUUUUAUUGAUAUGGAUUGGUUUACACAAAUGACUAUACUCUUAGUACAAUCUCAAGACUUCUUUCGACGUCUUGAAGAUGUAAGUAGUGUAUCAUUACGAGAUGUGGCAAGAUUUUGUCGUCUCUACAAUUGGUUUUUUCAAUCAGUGCCUUCAUAUGAAAGUGACAAAACAAUUGAACAAAAUCCAUUGGCUUUAUUUCAACGUGCUAGUUUACUUGCUCUGUCACUUUGCUACUAUUUUCGUUUAAGUUCACCAAGUCAUCGGAAAGAAUAUAUUGAUCUAAUGGAUAGAUGUUUAAAAGCUUAUAAAGUGAAUCUCCCAGACCUUUCAGUACUUUUGCAAGAUGAACGACAACAAUUGAUUAAAAAAAUGGAAUUGCCAAUAGGUACAGCAAGAAAUCAUGCAUUGACUGAUAACAUUUUCGUUCUGGUUACCUGUAUAGUUAAUCACAUUCCUGUGAUUCUUUGUGGAAAACCUGGUUGUAGUAAAACGUUAUCAGUUCAAAUUGUUAUUAGCAAUCUCAAGGGCAAAAAAUCGAAACAUCCAUUUUUUCAAACAUUACCUGAAUUAGUUCGUGUUUCUUAUCAGGGUGCACAAAAUUGUACAUCUGAAAGUAUUAUCGAAGUAUUCAAAAGAGCCGACAAAUACACGAGAGUUAAAAGUGAUACGCCUAUAUUACCGGUGAUUGUAUUCGACGAAAUUGGCCUUGCUGAAUUAUCACCACAUAAUCCAUUGAAAGUAUUACAUAGUGAAUUAGAAGUGGAAACAUGUCAAUAUGGUUUUGUUGGACUAUCUAACUGGCGUCUUGAUGCGUCGAAAAUGAAUCGUACUCUCUAUUUAUCUUGUCCUGAACCCGAUGUAGACGAUUUACAAUUGACUGCUAAAGCAAUUUCAUCAUCGAUAAUUUCAUCCCAAGGUAAAAUGAUUCAAUUAAGUGAUUCGAUUAUUAAAGGUCUCUGUGGUGCUUAUUCUGAACUAUGUAAAUACAUGAAGAAAGAAUCAGAUUAUCAAUAUAUGAAUUAUUUUGGUUUACGUGAUUAUUAUGCAUUGAUCAAAGGUGUUGCAUGGGAUGCUGUUCGAGCAUCAGACGACGAUAAUCCAUAUGAAAGUAUUCGACGACAAUUACAAAUUAAUUUCGAUGGAACUCAUGAUGGAUCAGAAUUUAUUUGGAGUCAAUUUUGUAAACUGACAAAUCGACAAAUUCUGAUGGACCAAUAUCGAUCCCCAACAUUUAAACAAUUGCUCGAUCAUAGCCUAUCGUCACGUACAAAUCGUUAUCUUAUGUUAAUCAGUGAAAGUGAAAGUGUAAUCGAUUAUGUUGAACGAUAUAUUAUUAACAAACAGUAUGAACAACAACAACUUGUUCGUACUAUUAUUGGUAGUUGUUUACCGGGAGAUUUUAUUUCAAAUUCGAAUACAAUCUAUACCGAACAAUACAAUCAUCGAGCAUUAAUGGAUGUUUUCUUGUAUACAGAAACAAAAGUCACAUUAUUAAUGCGUCGAAUGGGUCAUCUUUAUGAUAAUUUAUAUGAUUUGUUCAAUCAAAAUUUUGCUGUGUCUAAUCGAAAAAAAUUUUGUCAAAUUGGACUCGGUACUUAUCGUCCUCGUUGUACAGUUCAUGAUGAUUUUUAUUGUGUCGUAUUUAUUAAACAGCAAGAUUUAUACAAAUGUGAUCCACCAUUCCUUAAUCGCUUUGAAAAACAUGUUAUUGAUAUGAAAAGUCUUGUUCAUCAACGUCAUUCAAUCGUUACCUCGACUCUAUUACAAACUCUUGUAGAUCUAUUACCGACGAAUUUUCAUAAACAUUUUCCACUGCUACAACAUCUUAUUGUCGAUUAUAAUGAGGAUUAUAUUUGCAAUAUGGUUAUUGAUGCUUUUGCUUAUCUCAAUCUUUCUGUCGAUGAUGACAGAGACGAAGAUAAUCGAGCCGUUAUCGCUCAUUGCCAAAAGGAAUUGCUUUAUACAAGCUCAUUGGAUUUUCCUCUUGUCUUGUCGUUGAGAGCAGAUCAAAAUGAGAAUAUACGUCAUCUAAUUCAGCAAUACUAUGACAUUCACACUGAUCUUUCAUUUUCCAAUCUUGUAAAUCAAGCUUUAGAAGAAUCGACAAUAUCUUAUCAUUUGAUUUACACCUACACUCAAUGGUAUCAUGAUAUUGAUUAUUCUUUUGUGAAUAAUGAUGAAAAUUAUGUUCAAGAAAUUAGAUUAGGAAAUUUCAAAACAGAAUUUGAAUUAACCAAUAGAAUUAAAGACCAUUAUCGUUCGACAAGUCAAGUUCGAUUGUUAAUUAUUCGUGUUGAUUAUCAUCAAGAACACAAUUGUAUUCUUUGGCUUAAACAUAUUGUCUUGAAUGAACGUAUUCCAACGAGUAAUCGUAGUGUUUGGCUUGUGUUUCAUCUUCAACGAAAUAUGCUCAAUCAAAUAGCCAAUGAAGUUCUCUUCAAUGGUUGGUUAAGUGUGAUGAUCGAUGAUCUUAAUAAGCAUAAACUUAUUUCUCAAACAAUUCUUUUGAAUCCUUCCUAUCGAGAACUUAUUAUUCAUCCAGAUUUUCAAUUAUCCGAACGAAUAUUUGAUGAAUUAAUUGAUAAAUCUUUAACGAAAUGUCGAUAUACAGUCAUUCAAAAUCAGCAAGAAUUCGAAAUAAAUUGUCGACGAAAUCGAAUUUUGGAUUAUUUAACAAAGAGUAACAAUGAACAUAAUAAAGAACAACAAUUAUUACGUUCAACAAUUCGAGAUCGUCUUUCAACGCUCAUACAUCUAGUAACAGUUCGUAAUCAUGAUCAACGUCGAUUUGUCGAUUGGCGUUAUGAUUUACUUUCGAACGCAACAAUAAUCGGUUCAUCUCGUUCGGUUGAUGAUGCUCUUCAGGCAACCCUUUCACUUUUCUAUGAAAAUGACAUCUUAUUACUGCUUGUUCAUCUAGAAAAGUACUCAUUUAUUGAUUCAUAUUUUUUCUAUCAAAAUGAAGCAAAUAUCGAUUUAAAAGAACAAUUUCGUCAAAUUUGGUUCGAUUGUUUAACAUCAACUUUUGAAAUAAUUGAUACAAGUAUCAUGAAUAUGGAUAUGAUCGAAAUUCAACUUGUUUUCAAUUUACAUUUUCCAUGUGCCACAGCUGAAUAUGAAAUUAUUCGACGAAUUCGUGAGACAAUGUCCGAGCAACGUCAUAAUGAAAAUCAGACUAACGAUAAUGAACUGAUUAGUCUUGCUAUAAAACAAUUAUAUGAUACCAGUGUUUAUGGACCGAAUAUUGAAAAAGUCAUCUUCAAAACACCCAAGGUGUUCAUGCAUUAUUAUCAUGAUCAAUUGAUACUGAUUCAAAAUGAAGCUCAAAGUUAUCAACUAUCGAUUCGAUUUAUCGAACAAUUGCUCACACUUAAUCCACGACGAACGAUCAAAGAUCGAAUGAAACAUUUACUUAUUGAUCAUAUUGAAUUGAUGGAAUUAUUAAAAAUGUUUGAGACUGGCAUUCAACUUAUUGGUGAAGAUUAUUUCAAAGUAGAAGAACAAUUUCAUAUCUACAAUGAAGAUGAUUCAAUGGAAACAUUUAAUCAUAAUCCAACUGAUUUCUAUCUUCUCAUUAUAGGAGAAGAAAAUUUUUAUCAUAUUCCACCCCGACAAUCAAUCGACGAUUGGGACAAAUUGAUUUUCGAAUGUGAUGGUGAUCCAUUUAUUGAAAUAAGUCUGAUGAAUCUAAUUGAAUUACUUGUUUCACCAACGAUUAUCAAUCGAAUUAAUAAUAUUGAUCAAUUAAUGAAUGUCUACAGUUCAAUAGUUCAAGGUGUUUUUGCACUUGAACAUUAUUCAGUUAAUAAUCUCGAAAAACUGCGAUGCUAUCUCAGUCUUAUGCGUUGUAUAUCUACUCUAUUACCAUCAGAUCAAGCAUCGAUUGUAUUCAAUCAAAUUUGUCAUGAAAAAAAAUUUCAUGGAACAUUUUUAACAUGUAAUAAUAUUCAUGAUUUUGUUGAAUAUCUCGAUCAAAUUAUUCGAUGUCAUAAUUCAGAUCAAAGUCGAAUAUUUAUUCGUCGAACAUUACUUAAACUUGAAAUAGAAUUUUUAAAAAAUUGGCUUGCGGAUAAUGGUGAUCAAUAUUGUGAUAUUCUUAAAUUGAUUCAAUCGACUAAUGAUUUAUGGCAAUAUUCAGCAAAAAUUUUUGCUCAUAUCGAUCGAAAACUUCAACUACGAUCGACAAUCGAAACGUAUCAUGGACAAAUUACAAUUGAUGAUAAAUAUCAAGAAAUUGAUCAAUAUUUACAAAAUUUUAAUGAUUCAAAAAGAAAAAUUCAACAUCUAAUGGUUAAUCAUAUUCAUCUUCAUCUUAUGUUGAAUGUUGAUAGCCAAGAAAAGAUUCAAGAAAUACUCCAAUCAUGUUUUGAUUACUUUCGAGAAAAUAUGGAAGAAAUUGAACAUGCUCAAUCAAAUCAGGGGAUUUUAUUUGUAAGUCAAAUGGCUUGGAUUAAAUAUUUUAUUCAAUUGUAUGCAUUUGCAUUAAAAAAUGAUGACCAUUAUGAAAUAAUGACAACUCUCGAUCAAUAUUUGACUCGAAACGAAUCAGCAUUUUGUUCGACAAUAAAAGUAUUUCUAAUCAAACAACUCUGUCAAUUGUUUAAUGUUACACUUCGUGAACUUCGUGGCAUAUUCAAUAAUCGAACGGUCACUUGGAUUUGUUCGAUUAUUCAACAAUCGGAAAAACAUGAUGAGGUAGAUUUUCGACGUAUUCUCAUUCUACCAAUACCACAAUUUGAGUAUUACAAGAAAUUUAUUCAUAUCAAUAAUACAUUAAAGAAUAAUAGAAAUGUUGCGUGUUGCCGACAAAUGAUUAUCGAUUGUUCGAAACAACAAAGUUCAUCAUAUUGUUUAUACAUUUGGUUUAUUCAUUAUUAUUAUUCAUGUUUUUCAAAGAAUAGCAAAGAAACCAAUAAACAAUUUGUUGAAUUGAUCACCGAAUAUGAUUUUCGAGAAAAACUAAUUGAACAUUUUGGCUUCAUUGGUUACUGUUUGUUCGUCUCCUUGAUAACUAAUUUUGUACAGGAUAAAAAUUCCUAUUUUCGAUUAACAUCCAGCAUGAGUGAUGACGAUAUCCAUCGUCGUCUAGUGGCACUCAAUAUGGCAGUAUUGGUUCUAUCAUGCAAAGCCCUGCAGGGAUCUACCUUUCUGGGUAGUCUCGUUUUUGAUACGACUCUUCAUUUUCCACAAGAUUAUGGUGAAUAUUUGAAAACAUCUGUUUGUUUGCCAGGUCUUAUUCCCAAUGAUCCGAUUAUAUCACAAAUGAUCGAUGUAAAAACACAAGUAACCGAACGUUUAGCAAGAAAAGAAAUAAAGGAUAAAGGAAAAUUUAUUUAUCAAUGUUCAACUAAUUGUGAUUGGUUGUUCUUUUUCAUGGAUUGUGGUGCACCACAUGCUCGUAGUAUUUGUCCACUAUGUAAGAACGAAAUCGGUGGUGAACGUCAUAAUAUUCUUCUUGUUCGCGAUCCACCACAAAUUCAAAUGACAAUUGCAGAAGGCUUUCAAUUUAUCGAUAAUUAUAUUGAAAAAUACAAUGAAAAACCUCGUUUUGGUUAUUAUAAUAUUACUCCAGCAAAACAAAGUAAUCUAUAUGAAAAAGGAUAUCAUCUUAAUCAAUCGAUCUCAUUUCGUUUUAUUCAUAUGAUGACACAUGCUGUUUUGUUACUUGCAUCUGAACUUCCUCUUCUACGCGAAGACAAACAACUCAAUCGUCUCUAUUUUCGAGAACAUUUCAAUAAGGAUUAUUCAUUAAUUUGUGAAGAAUCGACAACUCCAAACCAGUGUUAUGUAUGGCUUUUAUCUUUGAUCAAUCAGAUGUUGGAUAAACGCUUCAUAUUCAAUGGCCCAAUGGAUAAUAAUAAGAAGGUUGUACAAUUUGAGAAAUUUAUUGAAGAAAAUUUAAUUUAUUUUCAUAUCGAAUCGAUGGCCGAGGAAAUCAAUCAAUAUAAAUUGAACUAUAACGAAUUUAUACAUGUACAAUAUGAAGAAACAUCUAUCGACAAUAUUAUUAAUGAAAUGUAUGAAAAUGAACAAGUUUAUCCUUAUUUAAAUUUUUUCAAUUUAACAAAUAUCCAUGCAAUCAAUCCACUUGAAGAAUUUCGUAUCAAAAUGCGAACAAUGCCUCUAAGUGAAAAGAAUUAUCCAAUGACAACAUUUUUUCUAAAACGUCUAGAUGAUUAUGCUAAUAUUCAAUAUCUCUUUCCAAUUGUUAAAUUUACAAAUUAUCUUAUUGAAAAAUUUAAUCAUCGUAUUAAACGUAAUGAUGCCUAUGAGAAAACAAUCGCACACUAUUUGACUAGUGGAUUAGAUUAUGACAAUCUUGCUGAACUCUAUAAAGAUUUUGUUGAUGCAUGGUAUAAAUUGACUUUAACAGAAUUUCGAUUCGGUUGUCAAACGCCCAAAUUUGAACGAACUCUUUCACAAGAUGAUUUUGCCACGAAUACCAAAAUAGCGAUGGUUCUACUCAAUGCAUCAAAAGAUGAUGGUAGUCUUUUGCUGGCUGCUUGUUUACGAACUCUGGGCAAUUUACAAAAUCAAAUUGUCGAGUUCUUCCAUCGAACCAUUGUUGACGAUACAAUUAGUCAAUCGUAUCAAUAUUGUGCUGUGCCUGUUCAAGCCAUUCGAUCGGAACAAAUACUUCGACUUGAUAGUGAUCUUAUUAAUCAAAAAUUGAUCAUGGAUGGAUUCACAAUUAAUUAUGAAUAUGGAAAAUGUACUGAUGUCAUUUAUGAUUAUGAUGAAAUCGAAGUCACACUUCGUGAUAUGGUCAGGCGUCUACCAUUGAUCGAUACGGAAAAACUUCGUUUUCUCAAUUAUCAAUUCGAACUCUACGGUGAGAAUUCAUCUUUAAUUAUUGAUGUCCGUACACGAAUUCCACAAGAACCAUUGGUCAAUAAUGAACGUAGUAAACUAAAAAAUUUACUUAUCAUCAUGGACCACCAUAAAAUACUUCACUAUCUUGGUUCUCUAGAUUAUAUCUUUACUUAUUUACGAAAUAUCGAUAAAAAAGAAGACAAUUCAUUAACAACUAUUCAAACAUUUGUUGAACAAAACAUUCGUUCGAGUACUCUUCUCAACGACGAUAUCCUUCAACGACCACCAUUCUCAGCUAUGGCUCUCAAACAUAUUAUCAAUUGGUAUGAAUUAGUCGAAGAAAUAGCAUUCGAUCAAGUACUACGAAAUUAUAUUCGUGAAGAUCUACGCGAACAAGCCUUCGCUAUUGAUGAUUGCAAACGCAUUGUCGAUCAGUUUGUCCAUACGACAAUGAAGAACGGAAGAAUUGCACCAUGUCUUCAAAGUAUUGAUAGUUGGAUUGCUGUUUUGAAACGAAUAAUGGUGCGUGUGUUGUCGAAUGUCAAUGUUAGUUUAGAUGUUCCUUUACAACUCUAUCUUGAGCGCACUGAUUUUUGGACAAAUGAUAUAAGUGAAGAAGACAUUCAAUCGUUCGAGGUCAAUGAUGAAAUUCUCUUACGACAUACUUUUAUCAUUUUAAUCAGUCUGGAAAAGAAACGAGACAUAGCGAAUCCAUCGAAUGUUGAACAAUCGAGCAGUAAAAGUGGCCUACAAAAUACCGAUCAACAAAUAAAGCAAGCUAAAACAUGGUUUAUUAACAAUAAUCAAAAUAAAGUUGUCAUUGGCCAAUCAAAAAAUAAGAAGAAAGACCGCUAA